AUGAGUUCUGCAGCAGUCGUCCAAGGACAAAACAAUGUCCUUCUCGGAGGUCCGCAGUCGGACAUUGUCAUCGGCUCUUGGAAGCCUGUUGAUAUUAAGGAUCAAUAUGUCCAAGAGCUGGGAAGGUUUGCAGUGAUGGAGCACGACAAGAAAAGUGGAGAACAUCUUAUCUUCGAGAAAGUUGUGGGUGGUUUCAUGGUUGAGUCAUCCAUUGACAACAAAAAUUACUACAACCUUCUUGUGGUGACCAAUAAUGGCCUCAAAUGUAUUAUGAAUGGGUUUAAUAGCGCUAUCGUGUGUGAUAUUCCAGCGAAGAAAGAGUGGAAGCUCGUAGCUUUUGUGCGUCUCAACUAA
Momordica charantia (bitter melon) is the source of this 354-nucleotide messenger RNA. RefSeq names its product putative cysteine proteinase inhibitor 7. Gene Ontology annotation, molecular function: cysteine-type endopeptidase inhibitor activity. The record is from RefSeq and is a predicted model, not a curated record. Lineage: Eukaryota; Viridiplantae; Streptophyta; Magnoliopsida; Cucurbitales; Cucurbitaceae.